AUGUCUUCUGCAAUUCAGCUGCUGAAUCCAAAGGCUGAGUCUCUUAGACGUGCCCAGGCCUUGCAGGUCAACAUUUCGGCUGCUCAAGGGUUGCAAUCAGUACUAGCAUCCAACCUUGGUCCAAAGGGAACCUUGAAAAUGCUGGUUGAUGGUAGUGGGAACAUAAAGAUAACCAAAGAUGGCAAAGUGUUACUGACGGAAAUGCAGAUCCAGAGUCCUACAGCGAUCAUGAUUGCACGUGCUGCGACUGCCCAAGACGAAAUCACGGGAGAUGGUACCACCACCGUGUGUUUGCUGGUUGGUGAACUGCUUAAACAGGCUGAAAGGUUCAUCUCUGAAGGUGUUCAUCCAAGAGUGAUCACUGAUGGAUUCGAAGUUGCACGUGAAGAGAGUUUGAAGUUCUUAAACUCGUUUGUUCAGAAACCUACUAUUGACAGAGAACUACUGUUACAGGUUGCAAGAUCAUCUUUAUCCACCAAGGUUAGUGCUGAGUUGACUGAAGUGUUGACCCCGAUCGUUACUGAUGCGGUGUUAUCCGUUCAGGAUGGUGAACAGCUUGAUUUGCAUAUGGUUGAGAUCAUGUCUAUGUUGCACCAAAGUGCCAACGAUACCGAGUUCGUGAGAGGUUUGGUCCUGGAUCAUGGUGCCAGGCACCCCGAUAUGCCUAAGCGUGUGGAAAACGCCAACGUUUUGAUUUUGAACGUUUCUUUGGAGUACGAAAAGACAGAGGUUAAUUCGGGAUUCUACUACUCCAGUGCCGACCAGCGUGAAAAGCUAGUUGCUUCUGAGAGGAAGUUUGUGGACGCGAAAUUGAAGAAGAUUGUGGACCUGAAGAACGAAGUGUGCGGAAUGGAUCCUUCCAAGGGAUUUGUUAUAAUAAACCAGAAAGGUAUUGAUCCUAUGUCGUUGGAUAUUCUGGCCAAGAACAACAUUUUGGCAUUGAGAAGAGCAAAGAGACGCAACAUGGAGAGAUUGCAGUUGGUCUGUGGUGGUGAAGCCCAGAACUCUGUUGAUGAUUUGACCCCAAGUGUCCUUGGACAUUCGGGACUCAUCUACGAACACACCAUUGGCGAAGAGAAAUUCACCUUCGUUACGGAUAAUGAGAACCCCAAGUCUAGUACCAUUCUCCUCAAGGGUGCCACCAGUUUCGUCGUCAACCAAACCAAGGAUGCUGUUAGAGACGGUCUGAGGGCUGUUGCCAACGUCAUAAGGGAUAACUCCGUAAUACCCGGUGCUGGUGCAUUCUUCCUCAGUGCCAACGAACAUUUGUUGCACAGCAAGUCUGCGAAAGGAAGAAACAAGUCUGGUAUCACUGCUUUUGCAGAGUCUCUGCUGAUCGUUCCAAAGACCCUAGCCUCAAACGCUGGAUUUGACGCUUUAGACACCGUUUUUGCGUGUCAGGACGAGAUGUCCGAGGACCGCGUGGUUGGAGUCGACCUUUCGUCUGGUGAACCAAUGGAUCCUACCGUUGAAGGUGUCUGGGACUCGUUCAGGGUGAUCCGGAACGCCAUUGCCGCUGCUACCGGUAUUGCGGCCAACUUGUUGUUAUGCGAUGAGCUGCUGAAGGCUGGAAGAUCAUCUUUGAAGAGUGAAGGCCCCCCACAAUAG
Molecule: messenger RNA, 1608 nt
Organism: Kuraishia capsulata CBS 1993
Lineage: Eukaryota; Fungi; Ascomycota; Pichiomycetes; Pichiales; Pichiaceae
Exons: 1
Coding region: 1-1608 (535 amino acids)
Biological process (GO): protein folding
Cellular component (GO): chaperonin-containing T-complex
Molecular function (GO): ATP-dependent protein folding chaperone; ATP binding; ATP hydrolysis activity
Source: RefSeq, a predicted model, not a curated record